AUGUCGUCCACUCAGUCAGACUCUUUCAAUCCCUCGGGACCAGCUCGCCAAACUGGCCUGCAGCUUGAUCGCCAUCCCCUCGAUCCGCUCUCCGCUCAAGAGAUCGCCGCGGUUUCGCUCAUUGUUCGUAGCCACUUUGCUGCACGCACUUCGGUCAAGGCCAUCAAGUUUUGCAGUUCGCUCCUCAUUCCUCCCGUCAAGGCUGCUGUGCUCUACGCACUCGGCCUGCCGCUUCCCCGUGAUGCCCAGCUCGAUGAUCGCAAAGCGCUCCAAAUGCUUAGCCGACGCGCUGAGGUGCAGCUCAUUGACGUCGUCACCGGAGACGCCUACGAGGUCAACGUCGCCAUCGCCAACGACCUUCCUCUCCCCGGCCGAGACGGCAAGUAUGCUCCUUCCACCGCCGAUGCUCUCGGCAAGGUUGAGAGCAUCAAGAAGCUCGAUGUGGGAGUUCAGCCAGGUCUCACCCCCGAAGAGGUCAAUGAAGCCGAAAGCAUUGUGCGAGCCGACCCGCGCAUCAUCGCCAUUGCUCGAGAGGUUGGCAUUGAGCCUGAAAACCUCUGGGCUGAUGGCUGGUCGCUCGGCUACGAUGAUCGUUUCGACAAGAGUCUCCGCGUCCAACAAUGCCUUGUCUACGCUCGAAAGAGUGAACACGAAAAUAUGUAUGCUCACCCCAUGGACUUUUAUCCUGUUCUCGACUGCAACGCCGGCAAGGUAAUCGCUAUCGAUUUUCCUGGUCACCGAGACCCAGUAACGGGCAAGCUCUCUACGCCCAACGGUACAACCAAACCUGGCCCGCUUACCAUGGAUGCGGAUCAGGCGCUAGCUUACUCUGGCCGUAAGCGUAUCCCUCCUCCCAUGGAGUCGUUCGACUAUCUGCCCGAACUCAUGGCACUCGACCCCAAGAUGCCUCCUCUCCGAACCGAUCUCAAGCCGCUUCACGUUGUACAGCCUCAAGGUGUCAGCUUCAAGCUCAACGGCAACGAGCUCGAAUGGCAAAAGUGGAAGAUGCACAUUGGCUUCCAUCCUCGUGAUGGCCUUGUUCUCUCUACAAUCAGCUACAACGAUAAGGGCAACGUUCGUCCAAUUGUCUACCGCAUGUCGGUCGCCGAGAUGGUGGUUCCCUACGCUUCCACAGAGCACCCUCAUCCGCGCAAAUUUGCCUUUGAUGUCGGAGAGUACGGCAUGGGUACGCUCGCCAACAGUCUCAAGCUCGGAUGUGACUGUCUGGGAACCAUUCACUAUCUGGAUGGCCACUAUGUCGCCCUCGAUGGCAGCCCCACCGCAGUAGAGAAUGCCAUCUGUAUUCAUGAGGAAGAUGCUGGUAUCGCAUGGAAGCACACCGACUACCGACCUGGCGGAAAAGUGCGUUCGGCUCGCGGUAGGAAGCUGGUGGUGCAGAUGAUCUGCACCAUCGCCAACUACGAGUACAUCUUUGCCUACAUGUUCCACACGGACGGUAGCAUUCAGCUCGAGACCAAGCUUUCGGGUAUUCUCAACCUCUACGUCAAGGAUCGGGAAGAGCCUAACCCAUACGGUGUCGAGGUGGCGCCUCAGGUAAAUGCGCACUACCACCAGCACAUCUUUGCUCUCAAGAUCGAUCCCAUGGUGGACGGUUGUGAGAACACGGUGAUCCAGACCGAUUGCGAGCCAACACCGGCACCCACCGGAUCGGAUCGCAACUACCUCGGCAACGGCUUCGUCACUGUCAAGACGCCGAUCAACGUUUCGGGUGGCUACGACUGGGACUGGUCCCGCCAUCGAACCUGGGCCAUCUACAACACAAACAAGAAGCACUACGCUGCCGGCUUGCCGGUUGGCUACAAGAUUCACACACGCGACUGGGAGCCAUUGGCGUUGCAGAAGGACUCGAUGGUGGCACAGCGAGCAGAAUUUACCAAGCACUCGCUAUGGGUGACCAAAUUCGACGAGGACAGACUUUGGCCGGCCGGCAAGUACGUGCCUCAACAGCGCGGAACCGCACCGGACUCGAUCGGUCACUGGGCUAACGAAAAGAACAAGGUGGACGACGAGGAGAUCACCGUACACGCCAUCUACGGCAUCACGCACAUCCCUCACGCCGAGCAAUUCCCCGUGAUGCCCGUAGAGCACUUGAACGUAUGGCUCAAGCCAGCCAACUUUUUUGACUUCAACCCCGCACAGGACCUGCCAGCCCUCAACGAUCCCUUCUCGAAGAGCGCAUUUGGUAGCAAUACGGGCAAGCCUCAACUCGAAGUCCAGUCCAACGCACCUGCUCCGGCGUCAAGCGGGAGUGCAGCUUCAACAGGAGGCUGCUGCUCGAGCAAGAAGUCUGCCAACGUUUCGGUUCCUCAACCAAGGCAAGGUAUCAGCUUGUCGGCUCCAUCCAAGGGUGCGUCCCGCUCGGCAUCUGCUGCUCCUUCCCACCCACAGAGCUGUGCUUGCUGCGCUAGCGACGGCUCAAGUCGUCUGUAG
Mycosarcoma maydis (corn smut) is the source of this 2451-nucleotide messenger RNA. RefSeq lists its product as uncharacterized. The coding region runs from base 1 to 2451 and encodes 816 amino acids. The record is from RefSeq and is a predicted model, not a curated record. Gene Ontology annotation, molecular function: quinone binding; primary methylamine oxidase activity; copper ion binding. The transcript has a single exon. Gene Ontology annotation, biological process: amine metabolic process. Lineage: Eukaryota; Fungi; Basidiomycota; Ustilaginomycetes; Ustilaginales.